GCUGAAAGUUUUCCAGAGCGCUACACAUUAUGUCCUCCACGGCCUUCAACCUGGUACAUCAUACAAGGUCAAGGUCACUGCAAAAUACGGGGACAUGCUCAGUAUACCCAAGCAGGUAUCCAUCACUACCAUGGACGCUCCUGGUAUCGGAACAGGAGUAAUCGCAGGAAUUAGUACAGGGCUGGGGGUUGUAGUCGUCGUGGCCGUGGUCGUUGUUCUGCGGAGGACUGGAGGACAUCGUUUUCUGAGUAGUCGACGACAACCAGUCGAAACAGCGAGGAUUGCCAAUAAUCUUGAUCCGACCAGACCGAGGAUGGCAUCCUUUAAGAACAAGUCUUACGCCGAGGACGAUGACAUCUACCACUACGCCAGCAUGCCGUUUUCGACGUUGCAGGCAAAGGAGAUCGCUGCUGAUAAGCUGACGCUUAAGAAGGAAAUACAGAGUGGCAGGUUCGCUCGUAUUUACAAGGCUUCUCUGAAAAGUGGUAAAACACAGCAAGAGGUGGUCGCUAAAGUUCUUAAAGACACCCAUGAUGAAGACAGUGCCUUACUGAUGAUGGCCAAGAUCAACUUUGCUGCCACAAAGGUCGGGGAACAUCGCAACGUGCUGAAUUUCAUUGGCGCAGUUGUCAGCAACGAUGCUUUGGGACCGGUAAUGGUGCUGGAGUAUUGUCAAAACGGACAGUUGGACAAAUGGUUAAACGACAAACGGAGGGCUAUGACCACGGACGUCUUUGAUACAAUCCAAACAAUUACUUUGGGAAUAUCUAGAGGAAUGGAAUACCUUUCAAAGAGACAGAUUGUUCAUCGGAAGCUCGCUGCCAGGAACUGUCUGUUAACUCCCGAAAACGAUAUCAAGAUUUCCGGAUUCGGACCAUCCAGCACUGAAGAAGUAGCCGAGGACAAUUCCAAAGGGAAAGAGAGCAGCUCACAGGAUCGAAUCCCAAUAAAGUGGACGGCUCCAGAGUGUCUUCAGUCUCUGAAGGGAGCCAAUGAGAAGAGUGACAUCUGGUCCUUUGGGGUCACAAUGUGGGAGAUCUUCAGUCUGGGUCAAACUCCCUACCCUGACAUGCGGAGCAGAGAUCUACCAAUCAAACUCAAGAAUGGGUACAGACUCCCCAAUCCAGAGUAUGCUGAGGAAAUACAUCAGGACAUCAUGCAAGGCUGCUGGAAGCAGAACCCUAAAGAGAGGCCUACUUUCGCGAUUGUAGUGGAAAAACUGGAGACGUCGUUCGGUUAUAGACCUGGGGAGUCUGGGGAGGUUUACUACACAGCUACCUAAUGCAUGCAGAUGUUAUACAUCUGACACCUUCUGAAAAGAAUAGGUCGCAAAUUUACUUAGCUUAUUCUAUAUGUCUUUUUAUAUUUCUUUAACUAUUAGACGCAUUUUUUAUACAGCGUGUGCAUUUUUCAGAGACGUGUACUUAGGGGUGACGGGGUAGCCAAGCGCUUAAAGAGUUCGUUACAACUUAAAACUUUCCCAGUUCAACAUGGGUACAACGCUUGAAGCCCUUUUUGCAUUCAUUGUAAUAAUGCUGGAAUGUUGCUUUGUCAAUACUCACUUGUUGUCGCGGACGGCCACAAAUUAUGUGAAGGGGACCUUCAGGAAAGACGAACACUCACCUCUGGACCAGUUGAUUGUAUGUUCGCCCUUUCCUCACACGGCUAUUAUCAGACAUUGUUCCAUGACACCGGUGACCAAUAAACGCCGAUUAAUAAUUACUUCCUUUGAAGAUGUCGCUUCCUGGACGGCCAUUUAAAUCUGUAUCGAGUCAAGACAAAAAAUUGUGUUUUGAAUUUAGAUGUCAUGCCUUAAUACGUAGGCCAUUAAUUGAGUUCUCUUUCUGUUUGUAAGUGGAAACGGUGUGUAGCUCACCUAUAGGCUAGACCUUAUAUCGAGAAAAGAACACAAAUGAUUUGGACCAAAAUAAAUUUACAGACGAUGAUAUGUAACAAAACGUCAAGUUUGAUUUGCACAGGUGACAAAUCAUGGGGGGAUAAUUUCGCCAGCGGCGGAGAGUAACUGGAUGGGUAACCGCGCUCGGAACGUUUGACUUUUGAUUCUCUUUCUUCGGUCCUGCUCCACGGCUUAUUACACCUGGUAUAUCCUUAGUUCAGUUCAAACGUUCUAUGUGGGAUGAAAAUCUAAAUUGCUCAUUGAGUUUUAUGAUGGGGUGGGAUGGUUAAAUGGACUGCUGGGUUUCCAUCCGAGACAAUAAACCUUUUACUGUUUUUACAAGUCAAUAAAUAAUAGCUCUAGUCGUCAUAUUUUCACUCUGACAGUGGCCGACAUCGUCACUAGAAAAGAAAUGAGUUUAGUGAAAAAGCAGUUAGCUUGAUUUACUUGAAGGCUCUACAUCACCUUCAGCUUUAAGAUUCACUGAGAGUCAGGGUUCGCUUGACAAAAAAUCUUUUGGUGGAUGUGAACAGUUUAAAAAGAAACUACCUAUCUUCCGGUAUGUUUCUACCUGAAAUAUCUUCAUUCUUCAUUAAACUUUUGAACUGUUCCUUCAGCAGCAGUAAAAAGGUUCCCGGUAGAUUCAGAUGGACAUGUGAAUGCAAAACCGACAGCUUUGUUUGCAUACUCCCCUAGCUGAAAAUGAAAACUAAAUGUAAACCGAACCGUUGACCUGUCACCCUAAAAACAGACUUUGUGGAACAAAGGAUAAACAAAUGUACAUGUUAUCAUACUCAAUCAAUUCGGUAGAUUACGGUUAACACAUUUAACAAUCGGGACCGGCCUGUUAAUAUUCUUGAAACAGGAGCUGGACUUUUUAAGGCAGGACAGACAUUAUUUUUUAACCCAAAACCUAUUAAUUUCAUAACCUCGAGCAUGUCCAGUCAGCAAAUAUUUAUUUUUAUGACAAAUACGUUUUCAGUAUUUUGGGUAACAGGCACACCCAUGCAACUCCUAUCUCCGGAAUAUAAAAAGGCCGGUCCUAAACAAAUAUAUAAUUUAUAUGUCUAAGCUGUUUUCGUGCUUUGUUCGUACAAUGUUUUUUGACAUUAUCUUAUUGUCCUGUUUUACAUAUCUAUUCUAUUUUGUUCUUAUAUUUUAUGGUCAUUUUAUUCCCAUACUCCAAUAUUGUAUACACAAAUGAAAACCUUAAAAGUAUUUCCACAGGCACAAUAUUCAAAACUCAUUAAUGUUGAUGUGCGCUGUUUUGUAAUUGUAACCCGGACGCCAACGCUUUUAAAAAAUAUAUUUAACUGAAUUUUAAUUCUGCCAAACACAA
Messenger RNA from Haliotis rufescens (red abalone), 3236 nucleotides. Its product is annotated as ephrin type-A receptor 4a-like. Gene Ontology annotation, biological process: positive regulation of kinase activity; cell surface receptor protein tyrosine kinase signaling pathway; protein phosphorylation. The coding region runs from base 95 to 1282 and encodes 395 amino acids. NCBI's taxonomy places the organism in Eukaryota, Metazoa, Mollusca, Gastropoda, Lepetellida, Haliotidae. The transcript has 10 exons. The record is from RefSeq and is a predicted model, not a curated record. Gene Ontology annotation, cellular component: signaling receptor complex. Gene Ontology annotation, molecular function: transmembrane receptor protein tyrosine kinase activity; ATP binding.